AUGGACUCAUCUGACCUCAGGACCACGCUCAUGCUGAAGAACAUUCCCAAUAAAUAUACUCGGCAACUUCUGGUUAACGAGGUUAUGGCUCGCAUGCCCGUUGGGUCAUUCGAUUUUGUCUAUAUGCCUAUUGAUUUCCGUUCGCGAUGUAACUUCGGUUACGCCUUUGUCAACGUCACCGACCCCAAGUUCACGCAUAUGUUCUUCAACGCCUUUAAGAAUUCCCGACUCCCUGGAGUUAAGAGCAGUAAAGUAUGCGAGGUGGUAUAUGCUCGAGUGCAGGGAUUGCAGGCUAAUGUUAAUCGCCUUAUAAAUUCUCCUAUACUGGACUGCACUCCUGAGGAUGAUGAUGAUGCCCUCCCUCUGGUAUUUGGAGACCACAACGAACAGAUCCCCUUCAAGAAACUUGCCCAGAUGAGGCGAGAACGCCAAGUGCAGAUGCGUGGCGCAGGGAAACGCGGACAGCAUCAUUUGAAACAACCAACUACCAUUGCUGAGGGCUCGCCUCUACCCCCGGUCCCUACUGCUCCGGCGGCUCCUCAAAUCCCGACGGCUCCGAGUGAUACGUGGGUGCCGACAAUCUCGAGUGUGCCUACUGGGCCUGGCUUGGAGUCUCUGCUGUGGGAUACAAUGCCACUUGAUGACAACAGCAGUUUUGUGUCAGCGCCGACUCUACUGUUCGGUGCUAAUGGUGGACAAUAUGGAGGUAUGUCAACUAUGACGGGGACCUCGGCUAGGUUAGUCGAGGAGGAACAAGGAGAUCAUCAUAAGAAUAUGCUACAGAGUCCUGACUGGCAACCGUGUGAUACGGACCGACUCGUGUUGGAUUCACUUAACAUGCUCAGUCUUGAGUAACCUCAACUCGGCAGGUGGUAGUUCUUCAGCAUCAUCAUCAUCAUCAUCAUCAUCGCUAUGCGGCGUAUCAGCUGCUCAUGUGAUUAUUGGGGAGGUUGGCCUCGUUAUAUAGUCCCUAGUCUGUCGCGGCGUGUCUUCAUUCCGAAUUGUGAGAUUAUUGUCAGUACUAAAACCUGUUUGGUAGUGGUCGAUCACACCACUGCGUGUCUCACUGUACAACAUCCUUGUCUUUCCAACGUCGUUGUGGCGGACUAUUUUGGGUUUAUUUCCUCGAUAGCAGAAGGUGAAGGUAAUGAGCAGUAGCAACAAUGAGCGUUGUCACUGCUGAGCCCCGGCUCUAUAUUUGUAAUGACCAGGUGCCAGAAGUUAAUGUACCGUUCUUCCGUGUGUGGGAAGGGUUUUUUUUCUCUCGUAAUCCCGUGUCGAUUGUGACUAGUGAUGGUAGUAAUGUUUUGUAUUGACUCAACCUGGCACGCCUGUAUGACACCACGUUAGCGUUGGUGACUGUCGUGUAUCCGU
Messenger RNA from Perkinsus marinus ATCC 50983, 1374 nucleotides. RefSeq lists its product as hypothetical. NCBI's taxonomy places the organism in Eukaryota, Perkinsozoa, Perkinsida, Perkinsidae. Gene Ontology annotation, molecular function: nucleic acid binding. The coding region runs from base 1 to 855 and encodes 284 amino acids. The record is from RefSeq and is a predicted model, not a curated record. The transcript has a single exon.